GUACAGGAGGAAGGAAUGGAAUUGGAAGGAAGAAAAUUCAUUCCAGAGACAAAAUAGCUCCUUUCCUCUGUUGUAGCUGUUUUCUGGCAAUACAGACUUUCUGCUUUCAGGUUCUGUAGCAUUCCAGACCUCGAGCACCGGAUCAGGAUGGGAAAAAGACGUUGUGUCCCUCCACUCGAGCCCAAGUUGGCAGCAGGGUGUUGUGGGGUCAAGAAGCCCAAGUUAUCUGGCAGUGGAGCACACAGUCACGGGAACCAGUCCACAACUGUCCCCGGCUCUAGUUCAGGACCUCUUCAAAACCACCAGCAUGUGGACGGCAGUAGUGGACGGGAGAAUGUGUCGGACUUAACUCUGGGACCUGGAAACUCUCCCAUCACACGAAUGAAUCCUGCCUCGGGAGCGCUGAGCCCUCUCCCCCGGCCCAAUGGAACUGCCAACACCACGAAGAACCUGGUGGUAACCGCAGAGAUGUGCUGCUACUGCUUCGAUGUGCUCUACUGUCACCUCUAUGGCUUCCCACAACCACGACUUCCUAGGUUCACCAAUGACCCCUAUCCUCUCUUUGUGACAUGGAAGACAGGGCGGGACAAGCGGCUUCGUGGCUGUAUCGGGACCUUCUCAGCCAUGAAUCUUCAUUCAGGACUCAGGGAAUACACGUUAACCAGUGCACUUAAGGACAGCCGAUUUCCCCCCCUGACCCGAGAGGAGCUGCCUAAACUUUUCUGCUCUGUCUCCCUCCUUACUAACUUUGAGGAUGCCAGUGAUUACCUGGACUGGGAGGUAGGGGUCCAUGGGAUUCGAAUUGAAUUCAUCAAUGAGAAAGGUGUCAAACGUACAGCCACAUAUUUACCUGAGGUUGCUAAGGAACAAGACUGGGAUCAGAUCCAGACAAUAGACUCCUUACUCAGGAAAGGUGGCUUUAAGGCUCCAAUUACCAGUGAAUUCAGAAAAACGAUCAAACUUACCAGGUACCGAAGUGAGAAGGUGACAAUCAGUUACGCAGAGUAUAUUGCUUCUCGACAGCACUGUUUCCAGAAUGGCACUCUUCAUGCCCCGCCCCUCUACAAUCAUUACUCCUGACACACGGCUGCAUGACCAGUCCCACCCCCCUGUGGCCGCCAAUGGCUAUGACAUCAUUGGAGCAGAUGCCUCCUCUUCCUGGUCCAGUUACUUCUAUUACUGCACCAUUUUAUGAUGCUAGCUUCCGUUGCCAAGUCUGCCUCCCGCUGACUGAGGGUGGGGGGGUGGGGUUACACUGAGUGAAACAACUCAAGGGGCCCAAGCCUUAUCUCAGCCUUUCCUCAAUAUGGGGUUCUGUUGGAUUGGGGCUCCUCCAGGACUAGUGAGAAUUACCGUGUGGGUUCAGAAGACCUGUGUCUGUUGAUUUGCUGCACGUGUGUUAGCCACACGCCAGAAGCUGGAAUUGGUGAUCCAUGAAAGCUUACCCCACACACACCCCUACAGCCUCCCCAGAUCGAGUAGGUGUAUCCCCUGGCAGUCUGGGCAACGGAGACCAACAAGAAACAUUUUUAGGUUGUUUUAAAUUCCUUUUUUUAAACUUCCAGUUUAUUGCGUACCAAGAGUUGAUCACAACCUCCAUGCUUCAUAAGUGGACGCCAUGUUAGGGUUGAAUGUGGGCACCAUGAGUCCUUCUCGGCUCCUGGACAGAGACCCACAU
Tupaia belangeri chinensis (Chinese tree shrew) is the source of this 1678-nucleotide messenger RNA. RefSeq names its product AMMECR1 like (gene AMMECR1L). The coding region runs from base 148 to 1080 and encodes 310 amino acids. Lineage: Eukaryota; Metazoa; Chordata; Mammalia; Scandentia; Tupaiidae. The transcript is spliced from 7 exons. Gene Ontology annotation, cellular component: nucleus. The record is from RefSeq and is a predicted model, not a curated record.